Molecule: messenger RNA, 690 nt
Organism: Pyrus x bretschneideri (Chinese white pear)
Lineage: Eukaryota; Viridiplantae; Streptophyta; Magnoliopsida; Rosales; Rosaceae
Exons: 2
Coding region: 1-690 (229 amino acids)
Source: RefSeq, a predicted model, not a curated record
AUGGCUAACUCCGAUUCAACUGUUAGUUUGAAACUCCUAGUUGAUUCAAAGCGUCACAAGGUUUUGUUUGCCGAAGCAGGCAAAGACUUUGUGGAUUUUCUUUUCACUCUUCUAUCGUUGCCUUUAGGGACUGUGAUUAGGCUCCUAGCCAAGCAUGGCGUGGUUGGUAGCUUAGGGAAACUCUACGAGAGUGUUGAGACUCUGAGUGACGCAUACAUGCAACCCAAUCUUGACAAGGACACUCUGCUGAAACCCAAGCCAGCGAUUGGCGGUGCUGAUGUCCUUCACUUGUUGGCCGGCGAUGAAGCAACUAGAAAGGUCUACAUGUGUCGCAACUAUCACCGUUAUGUAGCUGAUGAUUCUCGAGCCAUUUGUCCUUCGUGCGAAUCCGCUAUGUCAACAGAAGUGCCUCAUGUAGCCCCGCAGGUUACUUCUGGAAGUUCCUCCGGCGAGGGUGGUGGUUAUGUGAAAGGUCUUGUCACAUACAUGGUAAUGGAUAACUUGGAAGUGAAGCCCAUGUCUACCAUUUCAGGUAUUACAGUGCUGAACAAGUUCAAUGUUAAGGAGGUUGGGGACCUUGAAGAGAAGGUGGUUCAUCUUGGCAUGCAAGAGGGUAUAAGUCUGUUGAAGGCGUCUCUCCAGUCAAACUACGUUCUCACCAAUGUUUUUCUGGGUAAGAAAGUGGCAUGA